UUCUGCGGCCAGAAGCAGCAUAUUCCUAAGUCAGUGGCCAAAAAAAUGUACACAAGGACUCCCUCGGGAUUGACAAGUGCUGUCCCUAAUAGAGAGGUGUCCAGUUUAGAGCGGUCAAAUUGAAUUGAAACGACCAAUUUGUGGCUAAAACUAGUGUCCUUAAUGGACAGGUUGUCCUUAAUAGAGAGGUGUUUGCUAAGGGAUGGUCCGCUGUAUAUAUGCAGAUGGCAAAAAACCGUUAUCUGCGGCUUAUGCUGCACUUAAAUAAUCAUUCAUUCUGAUGCCUGGGGAUUUCACGGUGGUUUUUUAACAGUCGAAAGCUCAUGCCGAGUACUUUACAGACAUAAGUGUAAUGUGUUCUAUACAGGAAUAUGAUGGUGUUGUCCCCAGUUGGCAAAUAUGGAAUUGAGGUCAACUCUCCAGAUCCAGCUGUUCCUGGGACCUCGUAAGCGGUGAAACUGCGGCACAAAGUCCUGAGCCAUAAUGAAGGCAAUCUGAAAUACACCUACUGUAUCAUUAUGUCGCCUACGAGCUAAUUUGAUCUGGACGAGAUUUUGUUGGUGGUAUGCGUAUACAUGUAUGUGCCAAUAUCGAGUUCAAUCGAAUUAGAGUUUUGUUGGUAUUGUUUGUACAAUCAGUAACAGGUGGCAUGGACGGAUAUCGUUUGAUAUAUUGAUGUGGCAGACCGUGCCUAUUGGCUGCCCCUAAAGGUCACCUCAGGCCUACAUGGCCUAGGCCUUAUAUGAAGGACUAUCGAACCAGCCAUUGUUAUUCAUCAUCAUGAUUCUCGGUGCCUUGACUUCGACUGUCAUUCAAUUGGUCUUCGGGACCCUCUACCCGGCCUACUCGUCAUACAAGGCGGUCAAGACGAAAAAUGUCAAAGAAUAUGUACGCUGGAUGAUGUAUUGGAUUGUUUUCGCCUUGUUCACAUUUAUAGAAACACUCACAGAUGCCUUCCUCUCGUGGAUUCCAUUUUAUUACGAAAUCAAAAUUGUGUUUGUGAUAUGGCUGCUAUCACCGGCUACCAGAGGGUCCAGUAUUCUGUACAGAAAGUUUGUCCAUCCACAGCUCAUGAAAAGAGAAAGGGAUAUAGAUGAUUGUAUAGCCACAGCAAAAGACAAGGGUUGUGCUGCCUUAAUGACGUUCGGUACUAGAGGUCUGAACUACGCAGCAAAUACAGUUGUACAAACUGCUCUUAAGGGCCAGUUUAUUUUCCUACAAUAUAUUAUGUCAAAACCUUGGCAGGGCCAAAGUGUCGUUGCGGACCACCUUAAGAAAAGUUACAGCAUGAACGAUUUAUCAGAACGUUCGUCAAAUGAAGAGGUAUUCGAUGAAACAGAUCUGUAUGUUGAAAGACAACCACGACAUCUUCACACAAGUAGCCACGAAAAUCUUUCUACUGUAGGGCGACGAAAACGGCAUACGAUUAGUGAAAAUUACUCAUCAGAGUUAUAUGAGCUGCACGAACGUGAUGAAGAGCAGCAGUACACACCCACUCCAGAAACAUCCGACAAAGUCCAAAGAAGAACCCAUGCUCAGAAAGAGGAGUUCCUCGGUCAACCUCCCCGCGGGCCCAUUGUGCAGACCUGGCGUGGCGAGGGGCGCUGGAUUAACCGCUUCCAAUACUGGAAAGACCGGGCAGAUCAGUGAUGGCCCGUACGCUCGCUCGUCAGUUCGAGCUGUGAUUAAAAAUUAUCAGGGGGUCACCACCCAUAGAACACGGUCAGGUGCCAGAAAGAAGCCAGACCUAGAAAAAUGAUGCUGCUUCUCUGGAAGAUGGAUCACUAUGGCAACGACCUGGAUAAUGACUUAUGAUGAAUUGGAUUUGGACUGAUGAUGAAUAGAUGGUUGGAUAAUCGCCAACCUUGAAGUGGACAUUGUUGUUGUUGUGAAGAUAGUGUUCAAGAAUUGUGAUAAAAUUAAUGAAUAUGCUGUUACUAGUGGUUGCUAUGCUCAAUGCUGUUACUAUGGUAACUUGAUGUUGCCAUGGUUUAACUCUCGUUCACAGUCUAAUGGUGCAUAACUAUGGGAACAGUUGAAUAAUAAAAAAAGAGUUGAAUUAGUAUCAACUAAAUUAACGUGUAGGUGGUCUUUCGAGAUAUAGUUUGGACAAAAUUUCCAGAAAGGUUAUACAAAUGCUUAUUAACAUUGAUGAUAUAUCAGUUCUAGCAUAUAUGAGUUGUUAAAACAAAGAGAGAUGGCAGAAUACACAGCUCACACAUGUAGUUAUAUUCUUUGGAGAGAAAAAUGCACUUUUAGUCCUUAGUAGCUAUAUCUUGUUGAGAUGGAGCAAAGACAAUGCCUUUAUCCCUUGGUCUUACAAAGACUAAUGAAUAGCUGUCAUCCAUACGAUCAUUAUUCUUCAGAAUCUCAGGAAUCACAGUUGAUAACUUUGUUAACAAUUCGGUAAGGUAUUUCCAUGUAUAAAAUGUCUUUUUGUUUGGUCAAGGGAUUCUCAAAAUAACAAUCGCUGACAACAUAAAGCUAAUGGCAUAAUGUAAACAUCAAUACUGCACUCUAAACACCCAAAUUUGUGUGUGCGAUUUUUUUCACUGAUUUUACGAAUAACCCAGAUUCCCCCUGCGAACAGCAAAUAUGAAUAGGCACAAAAAUCUGGCGGUUUACAGUAUUAGGUAGGCUCUUGUAACAAUGUAUGUUAUAAAGUGUGUGUGGUGUUGAUUGCUUUAAUAAGCCAUGUCUUCCAAGAGAAAAUGUGUCGGUCACUUACUGUUGUGCGACGGCAUUGCAGUCGAUCUUCUAACACUGAGCUUCAGUGGGCCAAAUCGACCAAAUUGAGAAAUAUUUGAAUCUUUUGGCGCUAAAGGGGUUAAGCAAGAACAUAAAUGCAAAUGUAUUGGGACUAGAAGUAUUCAUCACCUGAGUAUCAUUAUCAACUUGUGGAACUCAUUGUCAUUUUUGCCCACAUGGCUGGAUCACAUUUGUAAAUGCUUUGUAAAUAUUGUCUUGUUUUCCAGUGAAUAUCUACUGUACAGAUUUACAUAUCGCAGGGUAAAGGUCAACUUACUGCUGCAUAUACAUGGAUCCAGUAUAGUUUUAAAAUAUGUAUUAUCACAUAUGCACUCUUCUGCUCUUCUGUGACUCAAAAUGCAAAAUCUCAUAUUCAUCGUAAAGCAGUUUUUUGUUCACCCUCCCGAUGAAUUAUGCUAGGUUCUGAUUGUUUUUGUUUGAAAGAGUAUUGGCUGGGCACAGGGGCACUUGGGUACUCAUUGGAGAUUUCUUGGUAGAGUCUCAGAUUGAGUCAGCGAGUGUCUUUGCCGGUGAUGUUCUGACAUUUUAAAAACUCUGCAUGGAACUCUUUUAUGAAAUUUGCUUGUGGAUCUCUUUAUUCUUUUGUGCCAUGUCUAGAGCCUACUUAAAUUCCUAAGCCUGCGCUGAGGUGUAAACUGUGAUUUGCCUGAGGCCAGGAUGCUUAAACUUGUUACAAACUCAAAAUGUUGGGUAAAAUCUCUUGCUAUUUAUUUGUUUGAAAUUCGCAUGCUGAGCAUGUACCAGUUUUGGUGAAAUAUUUAAAUCGUCCAGCUAUCAGAUAACGGAUCUCAAAGAUUGAUUGAGGAUUGAUGAUACCUAAUUACUAAAAGUAUUGAGGAUACCUGCGAUACGUUUUUAUGCAAAAGAGAAAGUCACUUUGUCUUCGAUAUUGUAGAAUGUAAUGUACAAGUGGCCGAUUGACUUGUUCACAAGAGUCGGAAAAAAAGGUUUCUGCUUUAUGUAUUCAUUUUAUUGCAAAAUGUAUUUCACACUGGUACUAUUAUUUUGUGUUGUAUUUGCUUGUAAUGUUUUUUCGUGUUAAAUGUUUUAACUUGAUUGCAAAUUUCAUGGAGUUAUUUAGUAAAGUAUACAGAGAAUGCUGAAUUCAUUGGAUUGUUAAGAAUUGUAUACAUCUGUUCAAGGGGCCACCGCAGCUAUUUGUGGUGGUCACUCCCGACUUCAUUAGUCUUUGUGAGAUAAAAAGGAGGUUAAGAUCGGCCCUGAUUCCCGAGAUUUAGAACGAGGGUGAAUGUGGAGUUGGGUUUGGAAGGCAUGACACACGUCAACGGUUGAGUCUGAGAGGUUUCUGGAUCAAAGUCAGAAAGCACUUACUACUUGAAGAUUUGAAUCAUUUUCCGCCCAUAAUGAAUGGGGCUACUCCACUGAAACUGAUGUAAAGGUCAGGGACAAAAAGGGAAUCACCGAGGAGUCUGGGUUGCUCUUUACCCUCCCUGGACUUAGAGCCACCAUUGUAGUUGAGGUGGCUCCUUAUUGAUGUUACUUUGAAUCGAUGUAAAGUAGGCAAAAGUAGUGAGGAAACUGUUUCUCUUCCAUAGAAUUAUAGAGGAGCUAAUGCAUUUAUUUAAGCUUUGUCAGAUGUUCUCUGCACACCUUGGGAUAACUGCCAGUUUGUUUUCAUUGUGUGUUGUCAAGGAGGAAACCGGAAGCCCGUGUAACGUCAUUCGCAGGCCAAGAACCGUAUCCAGUAAUUGGUCAGUAGGACAUCUUUGACGACUAAUUUUUUUGAACAUGUAAAGUAAUUGUGGAAAUGACUUCUUUUUACUCUCCUAUGACAAGGUAACCAUAACAUCUGUGGUUUAGAAUCUCUUGACGCCCCAUAUAAAUGUCUCGUAUAUGCACUUCCGGUAUCUUCCUUGGUGUGUCGUAGAACUGAGUUUAGAUGACCCUAUAGCAGUUUGGUUGUAAGAUUAUUUGGAGGUGUAGGUGUAGAAGCAGUUUUUUACUUACGUGGACAAGGUUCUCCAAAACAUAGGUGCAGGUAGGAACAACUUGUAUUUGCAACAAUUCUCUUCUUUUAUUGCUUUGAUUUGAAUGCCUGAAGAGGCAUGUGAUUUACUUCAGUGUAAGAUGGUGGACGAUGUAUUGUAUACCAUAUACCAGUAACAUCUAAUUUGACUUUGGUUUGCAUACAUUUUGGUGGGUUUGUGUUGACAGUUUAUAUAUUAUGAAAUAACUUACUGAAACAUACAAAUACAAGUAUAGAGCUCAAUUAAAUUAUGAUAUUAUUAUAACAAAUGGUGCGGAGUCCUCAAUAAGACUAUCCUCCUGUUAGCACUGCUGCAUAGAAAAGAAUCACUUUUAAAUGUCACAUUAUAACUUUGUCUACUUUCAUUGACACAUGCCACAGUAAUGUUUUAAAUUCACAACGAGCUUGGAUGUUUUUUAAAAACUUCCAAGCUCGUUGUGAAUUUAAAACAAACUUGUUUCACACAAAUUUGCUGCUCACUUGUUACCCAGAUAGGUUCCGUCCAAAUUGACUUGAUUCUGUUAACUUUCAAUAUUGAAUGAUAAGAAAAAGAGCGAAAACCUCAUAAAUUUCCGCAACCAUUUGAAGAAGCUUGUUGCUACAGUGGUGCAGUCAGUCUAAGAGAGUUUUGCAUCAUCGCAAAGCCAGUCUUCCUUGUUUCGCAAACUCUUUGUAUCGUAGCUUGUCCACAAAAGCCGAGUAAUAUCAGCAAGCACAUUGGAUAUUUAUGCUGAAUUUUCAGAUGCGUUUUCGGCUUUUCUUAUAGUAACCUGCAAGGGUAUUCGUGCACUGUCACAAUAUGAGCGCUUUAUGUAGGCCCAACUUUGCCUCUUUUUAGAUGAGUGCCCCCAGUGGUGUUCUUUUGUUGGGAAACAAAGUUUCCAAUUUGUAGGGUCAGCCUUCACUUGACCUUUCCCACAUCACGUCAGCUGUGAGGUCGAAAUCAACUGAGGCUGACCCCCCUUACAUGUAGCUUGGUGACUUUUGCAAAUUGUCAUAUACUUAGGCAGGCGCUUCUCUUUGUAAGGUAUGAACCUCAACUUAUUAGACAUAUCUAAACUAACUUGGUCUUACAAUCAUCUUUUACAAUUGUCUUUUAUGACACAUUUAUAAGCCAAAUUUACAUUGUCACCAGAUUGGGUCAAUGUGGGGAGUUUGAAAGAUCCGCUGUGUCCCUUUUCUUGAUGUAUAUAAUUAUAUCGGUGCUCCAUGAUAUUUAUACAGUCCACAAAUAGAGGCAAAGGUCACAUGAUAGGUCAAAGUAACCCCUCAAUGAGAUGUCCACUUAAGUGUACAAGUCAUCCGCAUUGUAAUGCACAUCGGUGGACAAUUGAUUUGUGCACAUGGGUGGUCUACUGCGUUGACCUUUUGUUUCUAUUUUGGUGUAAGCUCAUAGAUCAGUGUGUAUGUGAUGAGUGUGUAAUGAUGUGUGGCCUCCAGUCGGAGUUUGUAAAUAUGUUCAAAUGUAAUAUUUUCACUAUGAUAUUUUGUAAAAAUCUGAAUUUGAUGCAAUAAAUCUAUGCAGCUUA
Messenger RNA from Lineus longissimus, 6285 nucleotides. RefSeq names its product receptor expression-enhancing protein 1-like. The record is from RefSeq and is a predicted model, not a curated record. Gene Ontology annotation, molecular function: microtubule binding. The coding region runs from base 781 to 1650 and encodes 289 amino acids. Gene Ontology annotation, cellular component: cytoplasmic microtubule; endoplasmic reticulum membrane. Lineage: Eukaryota; Metazoa; Nemertea; Pilidiophora; Heteronemertea; Lineidae. The transcript is spliced from 11 exons.